CGAAGCCCGUGGAGAUCCGAUCGAAGACAGCCCGAUCAUGGGGACCAAAGAAGAGGAGAUGCUCAACACCAAGGACAAAACGUCCAGGGGAAUCCCAACUCAGCACCCAAUGAUUGGCCUCCUCCUCCUCUGUUUGGCCAUAUGGAUCCAUAGGAAUUCGGCAAGCCUGUGUCAUACACUCCAACCAUGAUCGCAACACACAAAGAUUCAGGGGGACCUCUAGCCAAGAUAACACUCAGCAUCGAGGGCCGGCCCACUCAGUUCAUUUGCGACACAGGUGCUGCCCGGUCUGUUAUUCGAACGAAAGAAUUACCCGAUAUCUCCUUCCUAUCUGACAAUGACAUCACGUGCGUUGGAGUGGAUGGAACACCCCGAAAAAGUCCUCUAACCCGCCCCCUACAAGUUGGCAACAUCCCUGACCUGCUAACAAGAUUUGUGGUUUCCGACACCUGUCCCUUGAACUUACUAGGGGCUGACGUCUUAUCCAGACUCCAGGCCUCAAUCUCCUUCCAACCUGAUGGUGGUAUCCGAGUAACCUCACCACUGACUGAUGAAGACACGUCAGCAUUAUGCUCCAUUCCGCUCUUGCUGUCCCUAAACGUAGAAGACAAGACUGGAAUUCCGGAAGAGGUUUUAACCCGAAUACCUUCCUGCCUGUGGUCUACAGGCCCAGAAGACAUCGGUCAUCUAAAAGUCCCGCCUGUCAUGGUCAGAAUGAAGCCUGGUGCCCCUUUCCCCAGAAAACCCCAAUACCCCCUCAAGCCCUCCGUGUCAGCAGCAAUCACUCGCCAGAUAGAGGCCCUCCUCCAGAAUGGGGCUCUUAUACCCUGCACAAGCCCCUGCAACACCCCACUCUUCCCAGUCAAGAAGAAAACCCCAAAAGGAGAACCUGUGAAAUAUCGCAUGGUGCAGGACCUGCGAGCAGUGAAUGAAGCCACCAUACUGGAGACACCCAUAGUACCCAACCCACACACCUUGCUGGCAGGAAUACCACCCACGGCCAAGUACUUUACUGUGGUGGACCUAGCGAACGCCUACUUCAGUGUCCCCCUAGACCCGCGUUGUCAAUUCUUAUUCAGUUUCAUCCACGAAAGGAAAAGCUACACCUGGACUGUAAUGCCGCAAGGUGCCCAGAACUCCCCGUCCCAAUUCUCCAAGGCAAUGAAAUUCAUUCUGGACACGUGGAUCAAACUCCACCCAGACGUUGUGCUUCUCGAAUAUGUGGAUGACCUCUUGCUUUGCGCAGAUACCCAAAAUGAGGCUGCCACCCACUCUGAAGACCUUCUUUGUUACCUGGCUGAACAAGGCUGUAAAGCAUCAAAACAGAAGAUCCAGUGGUGCAAGCAAACAGUGGUCUUCCUUGGACAUUGUAUCUCACAAGGCGUAAGACAUCUUACUCAAGAACGAAUAGCUGUGAUCAAAGCAAUUCCGGUGCCAGUUGGCCACAAGUCUCUCCAUGCUUUUCUGGGCCUAAUAUCUUAUUGUCGUUCAUGGAUUCCAGAAGCAUCUCUGCUAAUGCAACCACUCUAUGAUGCUCUAAAGACUGAUCCUUUCACUCUGCCACCAGAGGCCCUUACAAACUUUGAAAUUCUGAAACAGAUCCUGUCGUCGGCCCCUGCCCUUGGCAUACCAGACUAUGAAAAGAGCUUCAAGCUAUUUGUCUCAGAGAGAGAAGGACACGCCACAGGAGUACUGGCCCAAUCUUGUGACAACAGACUUAGACCUAUCGGGUACUAUUCCUGUCGAUUGGAUCCAGUAGCUAGGGGGGCACCCUCCUGCCUCAGAGCUGUUUUCGCAGCCCAAGCCCUUCUGGACAAAACUGCAGAUCUUGUGCUGGGCCACUUCCUCAUCCUUCUAGCUCCGCAUGACAUAUCAGCCGUGCUAAACCAAGUACAACCAAAACAUAUGUCAGCAGCAAGACAUCUCAGACUACAAUGCACUUUGCUCCUCCCGGACAAUAUAUCCCUCCUCAGAUGUAACACCCUCAACCCGUCCACUCUGCUCCCGCUUUUCGAGGGGGGAAACGACCCUUACGAUAUCUCUCACGACUGUCUUGAAAUCAUGAAGAUGGAAACUACACACCUGCCAACAGUUAGCAGAGUGCCUCUGGACGACCCUGACCUGACUAUCUAUGUUGAUGGAUCAAGAUAUGCAGAUCAUGAAGGGAGGUACCACACAGGAUAUGCUGUCACUACCAGAGACACAAUCCUCCAUGCCUCUGCAUUGCCCCCCUCUAAGUCCGCACAAGAAGCAGAACUUCAGGCCCUAAUCAUGGCAUGCAAGCUGGCGGAAGGGAAGAAGGCUAACAUUUAUACGGACUCAAGAUACGCUCUUGGAGUGGCCUGUGACUAUGGUGUCCUGUGGAAGAAUAGGGGUUUUCUGACAGCAGUGGGUACACCUAUAAAACACAGCGCAGCAGUCAGGGACCUGAUUGAUGCUCUGCUACUUCCUACCCAAGUGGCAGUUCUCAAGGUAAAGGCACAUGGCAGACUGAACACUCAAGAAGCACAAGGUAAUCACUUGGCGGACACUGCAGCAAAACAUGCCGCGAAAGGUGUGCGAGAAGUUGUACGCAGAGUGGACGUCCAAAACAUUCCAACACAAGAGACAGUACAAGCCACCAUGAUCUUGCAGAACCCUCCUGUGGAUUGGGCACGCUUGAAGGAAAUGCAAGAGGCAGCAAGUGAAGAGGAAAAAGGAACAUGGACGAAGAAGGGAGCCAUAUUGAAGGAUGGACUCAUGGAAGUGAAUAAGAGACCAUGUUUACCACGGUCCAUGUUCCCAGCUGUGGUGCAGUGGGCUCAUGGUGCUUCUCACCUGUCGAAGACCUUGAUGAAUGCUUUGAUCAAUAAAUACUACCUGGCCCCAGGAAUUACCCCACUUACCAACAACUUCUGUAAGUCAUGCGUCAUUUGUGCCAAGUGCAACCCAGGCAGAACGGAAAAGACACCCAUGAAACAUCUAGCUAAAGCUCAAUAUCCCUUUCAACGAAUACAGAUUGAUCAUAUUCAGAUGCCGAAGAGUGGCCGGUAUGAAUACGCUCUAGUAAUCGUUGAUAUGUUCAGUUCCUGGCCCGAAGCGUUCCCUGUGACCAACAUGACAGCGAAGACCACAGCCAAGAAGCUUCUAACGGAAAUAGUGUGCAGAUAUGGUGUCCCAGAGGUCAUAGAGAGUGAUCAGGGGCCGGCUUUCACGGCCUCGUUAACCAAAGAAAUAUGGACAGCCCUAGGGGUCACACUUGCUUUCCACACCCCGUAUCACCCUCAGAGCAGUGGGAAGGUAGAAAGAUUGAAUGGCACAAUAAAAUCCCGAAUGUUGAAAAUGUCUCAGGAGACAGGGAUGAGCUGGCCAGACAGUCUACCCAUCGCCCUGUUCAGUGUGAGAUACACUCCUAAAGAGAGCCAUGGUUUAUCACCUUAUGAAAUACUGUUUGGUUCAGCCCCGAGAUUAGGGUGUUAUUAUCCACAACAGUUACAGUUACAAUCCGAUGUAUUAACUGAUUAUGUGACUGCUUUGUCUCGUGAAUUAACCCGAAUCCAUGCAAAGGUUUUCUCUUCCAUUCCAGAUCCUGAGUUAGAUACAGGAACACACAAGCUGGUCCCCGGUGAUUGGGUUCUGGUGAAGAAAUUUGUGCGAAAACACCCUCUUGAACCAAGAUAUGACGGUCCCUUCCAGGUCCUCCUAAUAACAGCUACAUCUGUGAAAGUUGCAGGGAAGAAUACCUGGAUACACGCCUCCCACUGCAAGAAGGUCACCAUACCCAAGGAAACGGAUAAAGAUAAAUCAUGAUCAUAUAUAUCCUUUGUCUGUGUGGGUUGACUGGGGCACAGCAUGCAGCCAUUACUAAGAAAGAUGGGAAGGUCAUUUUUUGGUAUAAUUCAUCUGAUACCCAUAUAGCCACGUUUGACUUCCACCCGUGUAAGAUACUCCCAUGUCCUGAGCAUGACAGCAGGUCAGAACGGUAUGAAAAAGGUGACGGAGAGGGAUAUAUAUGUGUCACUAAAGGGUCAUGGGGAAAAAAUUGUGACAGUUGGGGAGCAGCAGCUUGGAACACAGGGACACCCUGGGGAUAUAACCCUCUGCCAGCCUAUGACAGUAAAGACAGCCAGGGGGAGCCCUUGCUAACCCGUCUUACCCUCACCAAGCCAGGGCCCAGUAUGACACUUGUCCUAAACAUACGGAAUCCGAGCCCAUCCGAUAAGGGAGAGUAUGUGUUGGGGUGGUGGUUCGGAGGUGGUCACUGGGGUCAUAGAGGGUCUUUCCGUCUAGAAGAUAUGUACAACAACAAUGAAUGGCAGCCAAUCAAGAACCUGCCGCCCCCACCAAACCCCUUAAAGCCCCAUGUACAGACCUUGGAGGACAUGGUUGCAAUAGCAGAUCCUACCUUCAAGGAUACAAUGGAGGUUGAGACCGGCCUUUCAGAAAUCAAUCUCUGGCUAGAAUGGAUGAGAUAUAGCGCCAGCAGACAUAAUAAAACCAACUGCUAUGUCUGUGGUAGUGCUAGGCCACAUUUGGGUACAGUCCCAUUAGUUAUACCUAAAAAAGAGGAAGAGUGCUUCCUAAGCCUCUACGCUAACAUUUCCACCAACCAAUUAACAUGUGAAAAAUGGAAAAAGGAAUAUCCCAUAGACACCAGUGCUUCAAUACCUAAGAUAGCUAUCACCUUAUACCCUGGAAACUACACUUGUUAUGCUCACCAUGAAGGGAGGGGUAAAAACCUAGGUAACUUCUCCAAAGGUUACUGUGCUUCUUACAGUCAUGUCCCGGCCAACU
This is a messenger RNA of Rana temporaria (common frog), 4773 nucleotides long. RefSeq lists its product as uncharacterized. The coding region runs from base 187 to 3789 and encodes 1200 amino acids. Gene Ontology annotation, biological process: DNA integration; proteolysis. The transcript has 2 exons. The record is from RefSeq and is a predicted model, not a curated record. Gene Ontology annotation, molecular function: RNA-DNA hybrid ribonuclease activity; aspartic-type endopeptidase activity; nucleic acid binding. Lineage: Eukaryota; Metazoa; Chordata; Amphibia; Anura; Ranidae.